Messenger RNA from Dictyostelium purpureum, 1017 nucleotides. RefSeq lists its product as uncharacterized. The transcript is spliced from 2 exons. Bases 1 to 1017 code for a protein of 338 amino acids. The record is from RefSeq and is a predicted model, not a curated record. Lineage: Eukaryota; Evosea; Eumycetozoa; Dictyosteliales; Dictyosteliaceae.
AUGGCAAAAAAAAGUAUUGAAAAAAAAAAACCUGUUCAAACAACUCCACAACAAAAAGAAGAGGAUGGAUCAAUUAAUUUGAAAUUAAACUACACUAUUGAUGAAAUUGUAGUUGAUUUUGAAUCUUUUGAUAAGAAGUAUGAAUGCAAUGUAUGUUGCAACUACAUUUUAGAUACCAAUAUUAGAGUAGCAAGACAAUGCCCCAAAGGACACUAUGUAUGUAUGGAGUGUUGGGAAAGAAUUUUAAAAAGUAAAAAGGAGUGUCCACAUUGUAGAACCAAAGUAGAGUCUGUACCAGCACUAAGUAGAAAUAUAUUCCUUGAAAAUGAAUUUAAUGAAUUACUAGUACAUUGCCCAUUUUCAAAAGAAGGUUUAGUCAAGAAUGGAUUGAGUUUUAAUAUUACAACUAGUACAAAUGAUAAUAUUAAAAUCAAUAAAAUUUGUGAUUGCAAAGUUAAGUUUAAAGAUUUAGACAAUCACUUAAGGAAUAAAUGCCAUAGAAUUAUAAAGUGUUGUUGUGGUGCUUAUUUCAAAAAAGAAAACCAUCCAGAUCAUAUUAAACAAUGCCCGGAAUCAAAGAUAAGUUGUGAAAAUUGUUUAAAACCAAUUUCAAAAUCCCUAUAUGAAAACCAUAAAACAGAAUGCUCUGAAUUCUUUAUAGGUCAAAUUAAGGCAUUACAAAAAUGCAAUUUCCCAGAUUGCAAUAUAGAAUUACCAAUGUAUCAAAUGGGCAAACAUAUGGAAUCUCACGUCAACUCUCUUUAUACUAUGAUAAAAGAUCUCUCAAUUCGUAUUGAUGAAAACAAAUUAGACCAUCAAAAAUUUCCUGAUGAAUACUCAUACCAAAAUGAAGAAAAAUAUUUACAAAUAGUUAAAGAAAAUAAAAUUUUAAGGGAAAAAAUUGAAAAUAAUGAAAUGGUAGGUGUUUGGACAAUUCAAGACUAUAGAAUUUCAAAUUUUAUUACAUCAAAAUCAUUUAAUAUGAGUGAUUUACGAUUUAAGGUAAAAUUAGGUUAA